UAUUGCUGAUCUCUAUCCACGCAUAAGAUAUCCGCGGCGACUGCAAUUCCAGUGAAGGAAGGGAUACUUACUUUCCAAGCCUAUCCCGAUCUCCCUGAAGCCAUUGGAUCCGCUGUCAUGCUAUCUCCGCACCCUCUACCCUCUUCCCAGUUCCUUGGCCCCCGCGUCGCCCCUCCGCCCCGCCAGGUCGCCGCUGCCAUCCUCUCCCCAAGGUCUCCACCCGUCGCCGCUGUCCUCCGUUCCCCGGGCGUCUCCAACCCGUCCCCAGAACUCCCCACCUCGCUCUACGAGGUCCUCGGCGUCCCCGCCUGGGCUAGCGGCCGGGAGAUCAAGGCGGCGUAUCGCGGGCUCGCGCUGAAAUGCCACCCGGACGUCGGCGCAUCCGCGGAAGAAUUCAUGCGUGUCCAAGCCGCCUACUGCACCCUCUCUGACCCCGACAAGCGCGCCGACUACGAUCGCCAGCUGACGGCUUCGUCGGCGGCAGCCGCGUCGCUCGGCCGCCGUCACCGUUCGUCGUACUCGCGGACCGCGUCGUUCCCCGGAAACCGCCGCCGGACUUGGGAGACGGACCAGUGCUGGUAGGAGGCCGAAUGUUCUGCCGCGACGUUAGUGGCCGUCAGAUGGGAUCCGAACGGCUGGAUCUCAGCCUUAUCAUGAUGCUACGACGAUCCGACUACUGUGAAAUUGUCAACGCCACAGCAGACUGACUUUCUCCUACCUUAAUUUUGAUUUUUCAUUUUUUUGGCCAAAACAGUAAUAUAUAUAUAUAUAUAUAUAUAUAUAUAUAAUAUGCAGAAGUGUAGUUUUACAAAUAUGUAAUAGUAAUUUAAAUAUUAUGAAUUAAUAGAAGGAAGGAAAAAACAGAGAUAUGAAUGUAA
This is a messenger RNA of Musa acuminata AAA Group (dessert banana), 878 nucleotides long. RefSeq names its product chaperone protein dnaJ 11, chloroplastic-like. NCBI's taxonomy places the organism in Eukaryota, Viridiplantae, Streptophyta, Magnoliopsida, Zingiberales, Musaceae. The record is from RefSeq and is a predicted model, not a curated record. Bases 118 to 582 code for a protein of 154 amino acids. The transcript has a single exon.